Molecule: messenger RNA, 449 nt
Organism: Amoebophrya sp. A25
Lineage: Eukaryota; Dinophyceae; Syndiniales; Amoebophryaceae
Source: the annotation of a GenBank genome assembly
GUUUUCUGGAUGAGAUGGUUACUGAUGCCCUAUUCAUUGACGAGGUGGAAAGGACUGUUAAGAUGAAGACGCUAAGUGUUGGAGUCAAUUUUUCUAAAAAUUGAAAUUGUCUAACUACUAGUCGCACGUGAAGAUAAGUCCUGUACAGGUGAACGCAUAUUAAACCACUAAGCCAAGAACUGCCAGCAGCACUCUCAGAUCUUGUCUUUGCCCACUCUCUAACUCUAGCGCCGUCAAGGGCGUUGUUCUUCCCGUUACCGCCAAACAGCUACGAGAUUUCUAUUUUGAAACUCUUUUGCCUUCUUUGCAGACUAGGGCAGCAAAAAUCUGGGCUAACUUUGACGAGAACGCUCCUCGCGUCCGUUUUUCAUUGCGAUCAGCCGAGGUCAUGAUCGGACAACGAGUUUUGACUCGUCUGGUGGAAACGCCAUGUUCAUCUGCAUCUUCAC